Molecule: messenger RNA, 1529 nt
Organism: Mercenaria mercenaria
Lineage: Eukaryota; Metazoa; Mollusca; Bivalvia; Venerida; Veneridae
Product: serine protease 23-like
Exons: 1
Coding region: 24-1160 (378 amino acids)
Biological process (GO): proteolysis
Molecular function (GO): serine-type endopeptidase activity
Source: RefSeq, a predicted model, not a curated record
UAGUGAUAACUGUCGUAAAGAAAAUGAAUUGGUUGUCGUUCAGAAAUUUCUUAUACGUAUUAACGACAACAAACGUCGUGUCACAAUCUACAUUUGAAAAAAUAAAGCCGAUGUUUUAUCAGGCAGUCUUGGAUGCUACUACGGAUAGUUCAGAAGCGGAACCAAAAGAUAUCGACAUUUUUUAUUCGACAUUUGAUGAGAAUGUCGAGUAUCCAUUGACACCAGGAUACAUCUCUCUCAGCAACAACCCGUAUUUAAGUAGACAGAGGUAUGAAUCGAAUGAUGAUUUCACAUGGUAUGGUCAGGGAGAUCUUGGAAACGCAUUCAGAGAAAAAAGAAACACAAUUGACUCCAGCGAUAAACUCCAAAAGAAUUUUUACAUUAAAAAACGUUUGUAUAUAGAACUUAUGCCGGAAAACCGACCGAUUUCAAGGCAUAAAAUGCGACUAUUUCCGUAUAGCAAUGUUGUGAAAAUUUCGUCUGGUUGUACUGGAACGUUACUAACGCCAGUCCACGUGCUGACUGCCGCUCAUUGUGUACACGACGGACAUGACUUCAAAGAUAAUAUGGAAAUGUUGAAAGUGGAAGUAACGGAUCGAAUGGGUUACAGAAUACAUUAUAUUGUUAAAAUAAACGUACCGGUCAUGUGGCUGAAAACACAGACGCUGCCGGAAGUUGGUCGUGGAGCGUUCGACUACGCUGUUUUGCAGCUGAAUCUUCCAGUGAGCGGACGGAACAAAUUUAUGCAGUUGUCCUUACCAACAGUUAAAACGUUGAACUCAGAUCUAGAGUUUUUAGGAUUUAAAUCAAAUGGUCUAUGGCUAUCAACAUGUGAUGCAUACGAAAGCAUAUUAUUCAUGAAAGGCAAUAUUGUACUUAGAAAAUGCAAGUCGUCUGCCGGAAAUUCCGGCGCAGCUGCCUUUUCAAAUAGUGCUGUAGACGGAAAUAAAAUUGUAGGAAUCUUGUCUAAUACUGUGUCUACAGCAGACGAAGACACCAACUACGAGACUAUUAUGCUUCUUACAUUACCAAAAUGUUUAGACAUUUGCGCAAUGAUUCACCCUGAAGGAGAUAAAUAUGACGUUUGUGAAAACAUAAGAAGGAAUAACAUACAGUAUCUAGAAGUUGGUUCUACAAGAAUCAAGCCGUUUUUUGGUUAAUACAAUUAAUAUUAACUUAAAAACAUUGUAAAGAAAUAACUGUUUACAACUACAUUAAACGUUUUCUAUGUUUCCGUGUUUCUGUCUGUUGAAAAAAAAUAUAUGUUGGUUAAAAUCUGACAAAGAAGCGCAUUAAUUAACGUUUGCCCGAAACGUGAUAGGAAGUAUUUUAAUACACAUACUGCAGAAAUUAUUUAAGUAUGUUACCCCUGAUAACGUUCACUGUUGUUCAAUGGACAUUUAAAGGUUAUGCAAAAAUGCCUUAUUUUUCAAUCAUGUACAUCUACCCGACGGCCCAAACAUCCCUAACCCAAAGUAGAGAUCGCCGUGACGUCACGCAUUAACAUGCUUGUCUGGUGGUAGGCAAAA